AUGGGUCAAGGCUACUCCCUCACGACCCUUUCAGCGGGCUCUGCAGGGAUAGACGUCCCGGAGCUAGCGGAUCUGGUGUAUGAGAGGUCCAUGGGCGGCGGCAGGUUUAUGAAGAGUAUCCGAGCAAGGCAACAGAAUGGGCUUGUGUUCGUCAAGGUGAUAAUGAAGCCAUAUCCAACUAUGGAACUUGAGCCAUAUGUCAAGGCUUUAAUCAGGGAACGAAAACUUUUGUCAGAUGUGCCCAACGCUUUAAGCUAUGAGAGAAUCCUGGAGACCGGAACUAGUGGUUACCUGGUUCGUCAAUUCAUCCAUAGCUCCCUGUACGAUCGCAUCAGCACGCGUCCUUUCGUUGAGGACAUUGAGAAAAAAUGGAUUGCAUUCCAGCUUCUUUGCGCAUUGCGAGACUCUCAUUCAUUGGACGUCUUCCAUGGCGACAUCAAGACUGAGAACGUGCUGGUCACUUCUUGGAAUUGGCUCUAUCUUUCCGACUUUUCUUCUUCGUUCAAACCCACCUUUCUCCCAGAGGACAAUCCUGCUGAUUUCUCAUUUUACUUCGACAUUUCUGGUCGACGAACAUGUUACCUCGCCCCAGAACGCUUCCUUGAGGCGGGAGAGGAGUCCGGCAGUCGCAAGGUGAAUUGGGCAAUGGACAUUUUCAGCGCAGGCUGUGUCAUCGCAGAGCUGUUUCUAGAGGCUCCGAUCUUCACGCUUAGUCAAAUGUACAAAUAUCGCAAGGGUGAAUACAGCCCGGAACACGGUCAUCUUGUGAAGAUUGAGGAUCCGGAAAUCCGAGAGCUGAUCUCACACAUGAUUCAGUUGGAUCCGGAAGCACGUUAUUCUGCCGAGGAGUAUCUCAAUUUCUGGAAGAUCAAGGCCUUCCCAGAGUACUUCUACAGCUUUCUCCACCAGUACAUGUCACUAAUGACAGAUCCAUCCUCCGGCAGAACGAGGGUAGAUGCGGAGACGAACAAUCGUGGCGAGACUGACGAUCGAAUUGAGAGGGUUUUCUUUGACUUCGACAAGAUAUUCUAUUUCCUCGGGAUACCUCCACGAGCGUCCAUGUUUUGUACCACAAGUACAGCUCCAGGGUCUAGGCUCACUGGCAGCUGUCUUCCGGUCAAACUCAACCUACCUAUUGGUGGUAGCGAAGGGGUCCCAUCUACCGAAUCAUCACCACGCUUACGUUCCGACGAGGGUGUUCUCAUAUUUCUGAGUCUUGUCGUAUCCAACUUACGAACCACCUCGAAAGCCUCGGCGCGCAUCAAGGCUUGCGAUAUCAUGUUAGCCUUUGCAGAAAGGUUAUCGGAUGAGGCGAAGCUCGAUCGAGUUCUCCCAUAUGUCAUUAUCUUGCUCACAGACCGCGUUGACACCGUUAAAAUCGCUGCGAUCCGCACGCUGACUCAACUACUAGAGAUGGUUCGGGUCGUCUCGCCGGUCAAUGCUUAUAUUUUUCCGGAAUACAUUUUUCCCAGGCUUCACCACUUCGUCACGUCACCCAAGAGCAAACCAAGCCCCAUUGUCCGUGCCGUGUACGCUUCUUGUAUAGCCUCUCUGGCGCAUUCGUCAUUGCGAUUCUUGAACAUGGUUCAAGCGCUGCGUUCGGACACUCGUUUGACUCAUCUCAUUCCUGCGGGAUUUGAGCCUCGAUGGACCGAGGAUGCGACUUACCAUAAUCUAUACGACGUCGCCCGCAUUGACUUGUUGGAUUACUUUGAGACGCACACCAAGGCGCUCUUGACAGAUGGUGAUCAGUCUGUUCGACGGGCUUUUCUUGGGUCCGUCUCUAGCUUGUGCGUCUUUUUCGGGAACACCAAAGCCAACGAGAUCAUCCUCAGCCACUUAAAUACUUACCUCAACGACCGAGACUGGAUUCUCAAAUGCGCCUUCUUUGAGACCGUCGUGGGUGUCGCCACGUACGUUGGCAGUACAACUUUGGAGCAGUAUAUUCUCCCCCUUAUGCUGCAGUCCUUGACCGAGCCCGAAGAAUUUGUCGUCGAAAAAGUGAUCCGUUCGCUUGCUACUAUGGCUGGCCUCGGUCUCUUUCAAAGGUCAACGAUCUGGGAUCUUCUUCACAUGACCGUGGGCUUUUUGAUGCAUCCUAAUAUGUGGAUCCGUGAGGGCACAGUUCACCUGAUUGCAAACGCAACGAAGUUUUUAUCGGCGGCUGAUAUUUUCUCGAUUCUCACUCCUCUUAUCCGACCCUAUCUCAAGAACAAGGCGAUAAGGAUCUCAGAUGUGGAGCUCCUUGAAGCGCUCAAGCGACCUUUGCCCAGGAACAUCUAUAAAUCGGCGAUGCUCUGGGCCUCGAAGACCGAAAAGGGCAUAUUCUGGAAAUCUGCGAGUAGGGACGCUUUCAGCCUUAUGGAUUCCGGAAGUCAAAGUUUCCGUUUGGGUCAGGUACCGAAUUUGUCAAUGGCUUCUCAAUCAAAGAAUGAUGAAGACGAACAGUGGCUUGCACGACUGCGCAAUCUUGGCUUGACUGUCGAAGAUGAAUUCAAGCUUUUGGCUCUUAGGGAUUACAUCGCUAAAGUGUCUGAGCGGCAAUUCCGAGAUGUCGAGUCGGAAGCUUCAUAUUCGCUAUCUGAGAUUGUCAGCCUUUCGCAGCACGGUGUCACUCCUCAGACUGUCUUCUUUGACCAAAAUUUGAAAGAAAAGUCAAGUAAAGUGUCUCAUCAGAGACACGUAAGUCAAGUACGCCGAUCACUCGACGAGCAAAGACCACGCACCAUUGCGGACGCUCUACUUGAUGCGUCCACCACUAUUGAAAGACCGACUUCCUCACAUCGUAAACCAAUCAAUAUUCGAAGCCAGCUUCGGAAGGAGAUUGACAUGUCAAGUCAGACGCACGCUGCAAUUGGAUCUUUGUCCCCUUCGCCUGUUGCCUCAUCCCCAGCUGCAGCAUCAGGCCAACGCCUCAUGUCUCCGCCAGACUCGGACGCCGAGCAUACUUCUAAGACUCAAGAUCGCAGAUCCAGUUCACCUCAUGACAGCGCGUCAACCACUCCAACAAACACCGACACACUUUCCACAAGGGGACUCCCAAUACAUCGCAAACCCAGUGCUAUUAAUUUAUUGAAUCGCCGUGAGACCGUAAAGGCCUACGCUGAAACCGGUACAAGCUCUGCCAAUGCCGUUGGAAAGAUAGAUGCAUCAGCCCCGAGAGCCGCCCAACAGUCUGCGGGUGUACCCGAUCUAAAGUCAAAUGCGGCGAUGACUGUUCCACGACGGUAUCAUGCGAAUCACUCCUACACCGGAGACGACCCGGUUGUCCUACGACUUCUAGACAACGUCUUUGCGGAGAACUAUCCCACGGAUCUCUUUGACCUUGGCCCCUACGUCAAGGAAAUUGAUGUGCGGCAUUCUAUUCCAAACGCAAAUCCACAGGAUACCAACGCGUUAUGGCGUCCAGAGGGUAGCCUCAUUGCUACCUUUGGGGAGCAUACUGCACCAGUAAAUCGUAUUGCUGUACCUCCGGACCAUGCAUUCUUCGUGACUGCUUCUGAUGAUAGCACUGUCAAAGUUUGGGACUCUGUUCGGCUGGAGCGCAAUCUCACACCACGCUCCAGGCAGACCUAUCGUCAUGCACCCGGGGCACGCGUCAAGGCACUCACCUUCGUCGAAAAUACGUACACUUUCGUCAGCGGUGCCACUGAUGGCAGCAUUCACGCCGUCCGAAUUGACUAUCAAAAAGUAAACGAAACUGCUCGGUACGGCAAGCUUCAGUUGGUCCGAGAAUAUCAGCUUCCCCUCACUGAAGAUGGCAUGCAGGAGUACGCUGUCUGGAUGGAGCAUUACCGUGACGAAGGCACCUCAACACUUAUUAUCGCCACGAACGCCUGUCGAAUCUUGGCGCUAGACAUGAAAACCAUGUUGCCAUUCUACACUUUAGAGAACCCUGUACAUCAUGGAACGCCAACGACGUUCUGCUGUGACCGGCGUCACACUUGGUUAUUGGUUGGGACAACUCAUGGAAUUCUCGACUUGUGGGAUCUCCGUUUCCGUGUCCGGCUGAAAGCUUGGGGUCUACCAGGAUGGGGCUAUAUUCACAGAGUCCAGCUACACCCUCUCAAAUCACGGGGACGCUGGGUCUGUGUAUCAAGCGGCGGGGCUCAUGGUAACGAAAUCACCGUGUGGGAUGUCGAGAAAUUCCGCUGUCGUGAAGUUUAUCAAGCGUCGCCACUCGGUUCCAGUGAGAGUACCACGCCCAACGGGGCAGCGAACAGUGCGCCUCCACCGCCGCAACCUUCUUCUCGAAGCUCACGACCCGCUGCCACGAGUCGAGGAUCACGCCUCGACAUCAAGGACUUCGAGGCGUGGCCUGUAGACGAGGAUCGACCUGAGGGUAUGCUCAAUCGAUUUGCGACUACAGGACCUGCCGGGGCUGGUGUACUGGCUGGAGCUGGGGGCCACAUCGGCUCCUCGUUGCCAGCGAGCGGCAGUGCGGGCGAUCGCAUGGGGACAUUAGCCUUUGUCGGGGGUCUCAAUUCUCCAGACGACGCGAGAGGCGCGAACAGUAACAGCCGACUCGGCUUCAUCGUCUCUGGAGGCAGCGACCGACGUGUUCGAUUUUGGGACCUUGCCAACCCGGCCAAUUCAAUGAUUGUUAGCGGAUUGGAUGCGGUCUCCAGUGGGCCAGUGGCAAGUAAGCCGCAGUACGAAAGCAGCCAGCCAGCAGCCAGUCUCUUCGCGGUGACAGAGCGUAUGCCGAGGACGUCGAUCCAGAGUGAGGGUACCCUUACAUCGAGCUCGAAGAAGGGAGCCAGUCCUCGACCCCCACGCAGCACCGUGAUCAGCCUUCAACAACAGAUGCUGUUGAAGAGCCAUCUUGACAUAAUUCAAGAUGUUGCUGUUCUGCGCCAGCCCCAUGGCAUGAUCGUGAGUGUCGAUCGAGCCGGGAUGGUGUAUGUCUUUAAGUAG
Molecule: messenger RNA, 4917 nt
Organism: Penicillium diatomitis
Lineage: Eukaryota; Fungi; Ascomycota; Eurotiomycetes; Eurotiales; Aspergillaceae
Product: ubiquitin-binding serine/threonine protein kinase VPS15
Exons: 3
Coding region: 1-4917 (1638 amino acids)
Biological process (GO): late endosome to vacuole transport; protein phosphorylation; autophagy of peroxisome
Cellular component (GO): nucleus-vacuole junction; phosphatidylinositol 3-kinase complex, class III, type I; phosphatidylinositol 3-kinase complex, class III, type II
Molecular function (GO): protein serine/threonine kinase activity; ATP binding; protein binding
Source: RefSeq, a predicted model, not a curated record